This is a messenger RNA of Corylus avellana, 1299 nucleotides long. Its product is annotated as putative disease resistance protein At1g50180. The record is from RefSeq and is a predicted model, not a curated record. NCBI's taxonomy places the organism in Eukaryota, Viridiplantae, Streptophyta, Magnoliopsida, Fagales, Betulaceae. Gene Ontology annotation, molecular function: ADP binding.
AUGGCCGACAAUGUCGGUAAUGUUCUUCUACAGCAACUACCCCUACUCAUACAAGGAGCAAGUUUCCUUUCUGAAGUUGAAGAUGAAGUCAAGUCAUUUCAAAGGGAGCUCGAGAGGAUAAAUAUCUUCCUUGAGAACUCCAAUGGCAAACAAGGCAAACAUGAAAAUGUGAAGGUCUUAGUCAGGCAAAUCACAGAAGUUGCUUAUGAGGAUGAGGAUGUUAUCGACACAUUUAUCCUCAAAGUCGAAGAACAAAGGAAGAGGAAUAUUGCAGGGAAGAUAAUCUAUGCCAUUAUGCAUGCAAAAAUGCUCCGUGAUGUUGCAAAGAAGACAGAAGGCCUCAACAAAGAGAUCAAAAAAAUCUAUGACAAUAUAGAAAAGUACGAAAUUGAAAAAGAUGAAAUAAGUGUAGAUACAGAAGCAGAGAAGGCAAUGCACAGACGUAGGAGACACGUCGAGGAGGAUGAAGUGGUGGGCUUCCUUAAUGACUCUUAUACAUUGACGAAUCAACUUACUUACGAAACAGAGAAUUCAAAUCUUGAUGUCAUUUCAAUCGUUGGCAUGGGUGGGCUGGGAAAGACCACUCUUGCUAGAAAAAUCUACAAUAAUGAUCACGUUAAGAGCCACUUUCAUUCCCGUGUUUGGGUGUAUGUAUCUCAAGAUUUCAAAACCAGUGAAUUAUUGCUUCAAAUUUUAAAAUCUCAGAUGCCAAUAUCAGAUGAGUUGACAACGAAACUCAAUGGGAUGAGUGAGGAACAUGCAAAAGUGUUCCUAGUAGAGAAGUUGCACAAAUGCUUACAAGGGAAGAGGUACUUUGAAGUCAUGGACGACAUCUGGAAAACCCAAGACUGGAAUGAGGUAAAAGAUGCUUUUCCUGAUAACUCCAAUGGAAGUAGAAUAUUAAUCACCAGCCGUAUAAAAGAAGUCGCCUUACAUGCAAGCCUUACUCCUCCUUACUCUCUCCAAUUCCUUAACAAAGAUGAAAGCUGGAAACUCUUUUGUAAAAAGGUGUUCCAAGGAAGAGAAUGUCCUCCCGAAUUAGAAAUUAUGGGGAGACAAAUCCCAGAAGGUUGUCAUGGGUUGCCACUUUCAAUUGUGGUAUUAGGGGGUCUUUUAGCAAACAAAGAAAAGACACACCGAACAUGGUCAAAAGUGAUUGCUGAUGUAAAUUGGUACCUUACUAAAUGCAAAGAUAUUCUUGCCUUAAGCUACAAUUACUUGCCUCGUCGCUUGAAACUAUGCUUCUUGUAUUUUGGUGCAUACCCAGAAGACUUUGAAAUCACUGUGUCAGGAAAUUAA